AUGGAUAAUAUAAGGAAAUACUACCUUGUACACUCUACCUACGCGAACAACAAUUGUUUCUUGGCGCCGUACCGGGGGAGCACAUAUCACCUUCAAGAGUAUAGGGCAAGACGUGGCCAUCCUCAAACUCAGCGUGAGUUGUUCAAUUAUACGCAUUCGUCCCUAAGAAAUGCUAUUGAGCGCACUUUCGGUGUUUGGAAAGCAAGGUUCCGCAUAUUGAAGUGCAUAAAUAAUUACCCAAUAGAGAAACAUAUACAAAUUCCUAUUGCUUGUGUCGUGCUUCACAAUUUCAUACACAUGUACAACCGUAACGGCGAUCUACUAAACCAAUACACACGAGACGGAGUACUAGUUACUGAAAUUGAUCUAGAGAAUGCGGAUCAAGAUGUUAAUCAGAAUCACAAUCCUGAUCGGGCAACUGAACAAAAUCACAACUCUGCAAAUCGUAGAGCAAUGAAUAUUUUGAGGGAAGAGAUGACUGCUAGCAUGUGGGGGGCAUUGGAAGCAUAUCGUAAUCGGUAG
Messenger RNA from Morus notabilis, 522 nucleotides. RefSeq lists its product as uncharacterized. The record is from RefSeq and is a predicted model, not a curated record. The transcript has a single exon. Lineage: Eukaryota; Viridiplantae; Streptophyta; Magnoliopsida; Rosales; Moraceae. The coding region runs from base 1 to 522 and encodes 173 amino acids.